This is a messenger RNA of Setaria italica (foxtail millet), 2889 nucleotides long. RefSeq names its product mitogen-activated protein kinase kinase kinase 5. Gene Ontology annotation, molecular function: ATP binding; protein kinase activity. NCBI's taxonomy places the organism in Eukaryota, Viridiplantae, Streptophyta, Magnoliopsida, Poales, Poaceae. Gene Ontology annotation, biological process: protein phosphorylation. Bases 144 to 2465 code for a protein of 773 amino acids. The transcript has 11 exons. The record is from RefSeq and is a predicted model, not a curated record.
CUGUGAGAAACUAAAAAAGCCCAAAUGGCGGGGGGGAGGUCGUCGUCUCCCCUCCCAGCGAUCCCCUCCCCCAGCGACGCCAUUUCCGCCACUUCAUGAUCACUAGGGUUUCGCUCUUCUCCCCAUAAGCCCCCCACGUCCCGAUGCGCUGGUGGAAGCGCUCCUCUUCCCCCUCCCGCUCCUCCCACUCCUCCUCAGCAUCCACGCCCGCGUCCCCCGCGCGCGCCUCCACCUCCCGCCUCAUCGGCGGCGGGGGCAGCGGCCCCAGCUCCCGCGGCGAUGGAGGCGGGGGUCGCGGAGAACCGCAGCCGCGGCUGAGCAGGGCGCGGCGGAUGCGCUACGUCGUUGACGACCUCGAUGUCGGGGUCGCCGCGAUCGGCGUGGACUCCCCGGCGAGGAGGGACGCUGCGGCGGGGUUCGGGCUUGCGACCGUGAGCUCGACGCCGAUCUCGAGGUCCCCGAGUAACAUGGAGGUGGCGCCGGCGAGAUCGUCAUCGACGCCCGUGAUGCUGGCGCAUCCGCUGCCCCUGCCAGGCGAGGGGGAGUCCUCGUGCCGCGGGCCCGGGAGGCCGCUUCCGUCGCCGACGACGAGGGUGCUCGACGGGGAGUGGAACUUGCCUGCAGCGGAGGCGCCCGGAGUCUUAGAGACUGGGAGUGAAAGGAUGCCGCCGUUGCUCACACGGAGAGUGGUGGCCCAAACUCUACCAAAGACUCACGAGCACAAUGACUUUCAAUUAAAUGGGACUACCUGUGGUCAACGGAGAAAAGCUUUUAAAGAGAAGUUCCAGGAUAAGAACUCAGAUGAAACUUUGAACUUCAGAUUGAACAUUCCUGCUAGAAGCGCACCAAGCAGUGGGUUUUCGAGCCCUGUGCAAAGUCCCCGAAGAUUGAGCAAUGUAGACUUCUCAUCUGCUGCAAUAUCCAUCCAAGAUACCAAUGUAUGGUCAGCGCGGUCUCUCUGGUCUCCUGAUCUGAUGGGAUCUUCACCUCCUUCUGCCUCACCUGACAAAUUUGCGGGUGGUCAGGAGCGUUCUCCUCGCUCAAGUCCACUGAGAAGUCCAGUUUUAAGAUCAAGAAAUCCAAGUGCACCUCCAUCACCAAUGCAUCCAAAGUUGUUCCCGGAGAACCAUGUUUCUCGUCCUGAAGGCAAUGGAAGUGCCAGUUUUCACCCGUUACCUCUCCCUCCUGCUUCUGUAAGUCCAAAGCAGACAAAUGCCAGCCACCAGGUAGUUCCAAAAGUUGAGACGCCAUCAGUGGCUGGUCAAUGGCAAAAAGGAAAACUCCUAGGCAGUGGCACAUUUGGAUGUGUAUAUGAGGCCACCAAUAGGCACACUGGUGCUCUUUGUGCCAUGAAAGAGGUCAAUAUAAUUCCAGACGAUGCUAAAUCAGCUGAGUCUCUGAAGCAAUUAGAACAGGAAAUUAAGUUUCUUAGUCAAUUCAAGCAUGAAAACAUAGUGCAGUACUACGGCAGUGAAACUAUUGAAGAGAGAUUCUACAUAUACCUGGAAUAUGUUCAUCCUGGUUCAAUCCAUAAGUAUGUUCAUCAACAUUGUGGAUCACUGACAGAAUCAGUCAUCCGUAACUUCACGCGUCAUAUCCUCAAGGGUCUUGCUUUCUUACAUAGCCAAAAGAUAAUGCAUAGGGAUAUCAAGGGGGCAAAUUUGUUAGUGGAUAUUAAUGGUGUAGUGAAAUUGGCUGAUUUCGGAAUGGCUAAGCAUUUGAGUACUGCAGCUCCUAAUCUUUCAUUGAAGGGAACCCCGUACUGGAUGGCUCCUGAGGUUGUUCGGGCCACGCUUGAUAAAAGUGCAGGGUAUGAUCUCGCUGUUGAUAUUUGGAGCCUUGGUUGCACGAUAAUUGAGAUGUUUACAGGAAAGCCACCUUGGAGUGGUCUUGAAGGGCCUGCUGCAAUGUUUAAGGUGUUGCGCACGGACCCGCCGAUUCCGGAUAAUCUGUCACCUGAAGGGAAGGAUUUUCUUAGAUGCUGCUUCAAGAGAAACCCUGCUGAGAGACCAACAGCAAGCAAGUUGCUUGAACACCCAUUUAUCCAAAGUUCAAAUCACUACAACCAGCAUGGCUCUACACCCUACAACCAGCAUGGCUCUACACCCUCAUUUGCAGCAAUUAAAUCCCCAGAUACUGGGCACAGCGGUGCAAGAGAUAAAAUACCCUGGAAGAAUGAUUCAUGUGUGAGAGGGAAACAUGCAAAUGGUGAAACAAGCAGUGCUCGGUCUUCAGGGUCAUUGGCUUAUCGAUUGACGACACCCCUACCCCACUUGGGAACCAAUAGCUUGUCACCUCCACCUUUGAGUUCAGCCUCCAGUUCUGGUUCUGCAACCCAUACACCAAAUGGUAUGCAUUUUUCCGUUGCAACCCAUACACCAACUGGUAUGCAUUUUUCAGUCGCAUACCCUCAGCCUAGUCCUCUGCGAAAGCCUAACGGGAAGGAAGCAAUAAAUUUGAUUUAGCAUUGAAGCACAGCAUGCCACCUAUCACAAUAUCUGGGCCACACGGUAAACAGUCUGACCCUUGUAUUGCCAGUCAUAGUUGACGAUUUUCUGGGCCUUGUAAAGUAUUUUCCAUGUAAAGGAGAUCGCCACGGUAUGAUCACAGGGAAAUUCUGCUAAUGAAGGGGCCUUGUGAAGUAUGUUGUAAUGUUUCGUUUCGGGGGGAGUGAUUGCAUUUCCCAUGUAACAUAUUUAUUAGGGUCUAGCUCUAGGUAAAACUAAUGGUCCUGAUUGUGCCGACACAUAGUACAUUAGGUUUGUAGUUGUAGCAUGUGUUGUUGUUGAUGUUGUGUAAUGAUCAUACUUGAUGUAAUCAUUGUUGAUGAUUUUUUGGGGCCAAGCAAUAAUAUGUCAACUAGCAAGAGGGGAUCGAGGUUGCAUAUCA